AUGAAGAGGAGUUUCCCUAGUGAAAUAGAGAGCAAUUUAGCUUUGGCAAAUUGCUUGAUUCUCCUUUCACAAGGAGGAAACAAUUAUGAUCAACAUGCCAUCUUCAACAACAACAACAACAACAAUAACCCUAGUAGGGUUUUCGAGUGCAAAAUAUGUAACCGGCAGUUCGCUUCAUUCCAAGCUCUAGGAGGUCACCGAGCCAGCCAUAAGAAACCGAAGUUGAUUGAUGGAGAUAACGGGUCGACCGAGAGCCGACAACCGAAGAAACCUAAGAUGCACGAGUGCUCGAUCUGCGGGCUCGAGUUUACGAUCGGGCAAGCGUUGGGGGGACACAUGAGGAGGCAUAGGACACAUGAGGUAAGAAAUCCAUAG
This is a messenger RNA of Hibiscus syriacus, 375 nucleotides long. Its product is annotated as zinc finger protein ZAT12-like. The transcript has a single exon. NCBI's taxonomy places the organism in Eukaryota, Viridiplantae, Streptophyta, Magnoliopsida, Malvales, Malvaceae. Gene Ontology annotation, biological process: response to chitin; response to stress. Bases 1 to 375 code for a protein of 124 amino acids. The record is from RefSeq and is a predicted model, not a curated record.